AUGCGCAUAACAUUAGCCAUAUUCUCGCUAGUUGGUGUACUCGCAGUAUCGAUAGCCGCUGCUACAUCGCCCAAUGUUGCGGUAGGCUGCAAGGCGCUGCAAACACCCCUUGGGAAUUCGUUGUUCUUCGCCAGCAGCAUUGUUUACAAGUACGAGGCAGCGAACUUCUGGUCGAACACGGAGCUGAUGGAUCCUGGCUGUGUUUUCCGACCGCAGUCCAGCGCGCAGCUUGCGGAGGGCAUUGUGGCGCUAGCCGAUGCCAAUGCUCAGUUCGCUGUUCGGGGUGGUGGACACAUGGGUAUUCGGGGCUCCAAUAACAUCAAUGAUGGCGUCUUGAUUGUUAUGUCGAACUUGACUACUUUGGAGUUGUCGAAGGAUCAGUCCAUUGUGUCCAUUGGUCCUUCUCACCGGUGGAGUGAUGUCUACGAAUACCUACAGAAGUUCGAAUUGACCGCUGCCGGUGGUCGUCUCGGCCCUGUCGGUGUGCCGGGAUUGCUCCUCGCUGGCGGUGUCAAUUUCUACGGUAACCAGGUUGGCUUCGGCUGUGAUACCGUUGUCAACUACGAGAUUGUUCUUGCUGAUGGCUCAAUUGUGGAAGCUAACAAGACGAGUCAUCCGGAUCUGUUCUGGGCCUUGAAGGGUGGAAGUAGUAACUUCGGCAUCGUCACCCGGUUCGACUUGGAGACUAUUAAGUCGGCCAAGGUAUGGGCUGGUGCGCACACCGUGUCCGCUGAGCACAUAGAUCAAUUUCUGGCGGCUGCGGCUACCUACGCAUCUGAAAUCUAUGACCCCAAGACGCACAUUGUACCAGCUCUUUUGCCCGGCGAGACUACUCUCGCCUCCGUGAUUCUGUUCUACGACAGCGACACUAUCAGCUACCCCGAUAUCUUCAAACCGUUCACCGAUAUCCCGGCUAUUAGCAGCACCCUUGACUUUAAGACGGUCGCCGAAUUUGCCGCAGAAACAGCCGUAGUGGUGAUUGAUGGUAUCAAUGAUGUAUUUGUCGCCGGAACUGUUAAGGGCACAAGCUACAAGGAGCUCCUCAGUGGAAUCAGUAUCAUCAACCAAACCUUCUUCAACGAGCUCCCCAAGCUGUACGCGCAGGUUCCUACCGCCAACAUCUCCACUAUCCAGCUGGACUGGCAACCUAUCGGCGCCGACUGGAUGAAGGCCUCCGAGGCUCGUGGCGGGAAUGCCCUCGGCCUGGACUCCGCGCAUGUCUACCUCUGCUACGCGGAGGUGGUUGAGUGGAUUGGGUCGGCUUAUGAUGAAAUUGUCGCUUCCUGGGUUGAAGAGACAACGUACAAGAUUAACAAUGCUACCCAGAAGGCCGGCCUCCAUGAUGCAUUUAACUACAUUGGUGAUGCUGCUGGAUUCCAGUCUAUCUUCCCUGGCUAUGGUGCGGAGAACCACAAAAGGCUCCGUGAUAUUGCGAAGAAGUAUGAUCCUCGGGGUGUUUUCCAGACUCUAAUGCCUGGUGGAUUCAAGGUUUAG
Penicillium verrucosum is the source of this 1494-nucleotide messenger RNA. Its product is annotated as FAD-binding oxidoreductase. Lineage: Eukaryota; Fungi; Ascomycota; Eurotiomycetes; Eurotiales; Aspergillaceae. Gene Ontology annotation, molecular function: FAD binding. The record is from RefSeq and is a predicted model, not a curated record. The coding region runs from base 1 to 1494 and encodes 497 amino acids. The transcript is spliced from 5 exons.